AGACUCAUGUCAAGCAUGUACGUCAGGUCCUACAGCGGAGCCCAUGUAAAUCCUGUAGUGACUCUCAGUUUCUGUAUGCUGGGUAAAGUGUCCUGGGGAAAGCUGUUGACCUACUUACUUUCACAGGUGCUCUGGUCAUAUGUGGCAUCUGGGCUGGUUUAUCUGAUCUACUAUGGCCUGUUUUUGAUAUUCACCACCUAUCAUGGAGAGUACAUCUUGCUUGGAAGACAUUUCCUUGAUCAGGUCAUGGGAACUGGCAUGCUAAUGUUGUGCCUCCUGUGUUUGGAUGAACAGAGAAAUUCCCCAGCUCCCUCAGGGCUGAUUCCUUCUAAGGCAGUGAUUGUACUGGGGAUCUCCAAGUCAAUGUCACCAAACUGUGACUCUGUAACAAAUCCAGUUGGGCCACACCUGGUUACACUGACAGCAGGAGGGGGCACUGAAGUGUUCAUGUGUUACAACAACUGGUUCUGGAUACCCUUGCUGGCCCCGCUUACAGAAGGAGUUUUAGGAUCUUUCAUGUAGCUGAUCUUCAUCUGCUGGUAUCUGUCUGAUCCAGACUCACCCACAGACCCCUCCAUCACCUCUGUUACCACUGACAGAAAACAGCAGCCCAUUUCACAACAUCAAAAAGCAGUAGAACUAAAGAUGGAGGUGCGUCUGGAUGAUGACCGCUUUCAGCGGUACUUCUGCCUCUCCAGGACCCAGUUUGAUCUCCUGUCCCGUCCGCGUGAGGAAGACAGCAGCUCCUCCUCCUCUUCCUCCUUGUCUCCUCUCUCUCACCUCCUCCGUCGCAUCCUCCUCGGUGCCCGUUUCACCUUCUCCACCACCUCAGUGGCCUUUCGUCAGUCUUCAAGAUCACUAUGA
Thalassophryne amazonica is the source of this 864-nucleotide messenger RNA. It is a transcript of the gene aqp10a, whose product is annotated as aquaporin 10a. Gene Ontology annotation, biological process: water transport; glycerol transmembrane transport. Gene Ontology annotation, molecular function: glycerol channel activity; water channel activity; urea transmembrane transporter activity. Gene Ontology annotation, cellular component: basolateral plasma membrane; plasma membrane. Lineage: Eukaryota; Metazoa; Chordata; Actinopteri; Batrachoidiformes; Batrachoididae. The record is from RefSeq and is a predicted model, not a curated record.